This is a messenger RNA of Ectocarpus sp. CCAP 1310/34, 1825 nucleotides long. Lineage: Eukaryota; Phaeophyceae; Ectocarpales; Ectocarpaceae. The record is from the annotation of a GenBank genome assembly.
CCUCUGCUACAUGAUCGUGCACGCUUUGUACAUUUCCCUCCGUGUCUCUCUCUCCUUCUCUCCCCCACACCUCUGCCAAUCAUGUUCUCUCGCAUGGGCCACGUAGCUCGCCGGGCGUCGGCUAGGGUUGUGUCGAUGCCUGCCGCCCAGGCGUCCACUGCUGCUGCUCGCGGUGUCGUGUCUCGGGGGGCUGCCUUGAGCGGCGGAGCAUCAGCAGCCGGAGUGCUUGCGGUCGCUGCCGCAGGCGCUGUCGCCUUGGCCAGCGAGAGGCAGCAGCAGCAGGAGACGGCGCUGUGCGCCGCUCCUACCUUCAAGUACACUGGGGAGCCCGGCACCGCCCACGAACGCUCGUUCAUCGCCAUCAAGCCGGACGGGGUGCAACGUCAGCUCGUCGGCGAGGUCAUCUCUCGCUUCGAAAAGAAGGGGUACAAGCUCGUCGCCAUGAAGAUGAUCUGGCCAACCAAGGAGAUGGCCGCCAACCAUUACGCCGACCUGUCGAAGAAGCCGUUCUUUUCGGGCCUGGUGGACUACUUUUCGAGCGGGCCCAUCGUGGCGAUGGUGUGGGAAGGGCCCGAGGUCAUCUUGACCGGGCGCAAGAUGCUCGGGGCGACCAACCCCAACUCGUCCGAGCCAGGAUCCCUCCGCGGAGACUACUGCAUCCGCGUGGGCAGGAACUUGGUCCACGGCAGCGACGGAGGCGAGAGCGCCCAGCACGAGAUCGGCAUGUGGUUCACUGAGGAGGAGUGCUCCGCGUGGCCGCGCACGCUCGACGCCUGGAUCGUUGCUGACAACUAAGCAGAGUGCUCUGUCCGCUCUUGUUGACACGUUAGUGCAGGGGGUUUGUUAUAUCUUGUGGGAACAGUUUUGACCAUCGGUGUAUCUACGUGCAUACGCAAGAGGGUUUUGCCCCCGAGGGACAGUUUUGGCUGGCGGUACAUCUUCCUGUUUGUGACGGUUGUGAAAACCGGGGUCGUUUGUAGUCUACAUGUGCCUGGUCACACACCGUCUCUCUGGGAGUAUAUACAGCGUCAAGAUCAUAACACACGGACAUAUUGAUUAGAAUAUACCGGUGGGGGAUGCGAAAGGAAGUUGACUCUCGAGACUGGCGGCCUAGACAGACGAGAAUGAAGAGCCGCGGGACAAACCCGUGGGAUGGAUCCGCGGGACAAGUCAGCAGGACAAAGUCUUGUCUGUCUGUGUUACGUGUCUCAAAUGUCGCUUGCGUUUUGUUGUACUUGGAUAGGCUCUGGCUGGUGGGUCAAAGGGGGGGAUACUGAAGGUAAUUAGGUCCUCGAGAACUGUUGGAUGUUGACCUGAGAACACUUGCUUGCGUAGCCUCCCUGAGGAGAUGACACACAGACGCUCUAGAACUUGUAUUGCUUGUUCGGGAUGUAUUCGCCCCUCGGAUACCUGUAGUGGUUGUCUUGACGGUUGUUGAAUGAGAGCUACUGCUACCGCGGUUGUACUUGCGGUGGAACUCCCAAGGGUGUAAGAAUUAUCACCUGUCGAGAUCCGGAAACCUAGUUCUGAAAGAACGGGUCGGUGUCUCUUCUCGACCCAUCGCAUGCAAUUCGUUCAUCAUGCCGCUACAUUGUUGUGGUGGUCGGUGAUUGCUAUAUAGGGUAAGAUGCGCCGCGUGGUGAGAACGCCGACAACCCGCCUUGUUUUUGCCAGGAAGCGUUCGAGCGGUGUUGCCGGCGGCGGCGAACCGGAGGGGUGUUUGCUCCGACGAUGACUAUGACGUGUUCGCGGGGUUUUUGCCAGAAAAUUGUGUCGCGCCAAUCGGGGGCCUGUUCUCGGACUCGAGACCAUCCUGCCGCCUCUU